Molecule: messenger RNA, 1065 nt
Organism: Monoraphidium neglectum
Lineage: Eukaryota; Viridiplantae; Chlorophyta; Chlorophyceae; Sphaeropleales; Selenastraceae
Exons: 8
Coding region: 1-1065 (354 amino acids)
Biological process (GO): peptidyl-lysine monomethylation
Molecular function (GO): protein-lysine N-methyltransferase activity
Source: RefSeq, a predicted model, not a curated record
AUGGCGGCUGCGAUCUGGUUCCCUGAUGACUACACAAAUUUCAGGGAGCUGGCCGUCAAACUGAUGCGCGAGUCGCGCCGCCCUGAUAGCCCGCACGCGCCCCACAUCCGCGCGCUGACGAUGCUGCGGCCGGCGGCGGAAGGCGUGGGGGCGGCGCGGGCGCCGCUGGCGCUGCACUCUGAGACGUUUCCGCCAGAGUAUCUGCACGUCUUGGGCUCCUACUUGCAGGCCAGGCAUAUCGCCACCACCCAGUGGGACACAGAGAUGUUCUGGGCCGGCCACGGAUUGAAGCUGGUGCAAGAGGGCUUCACCCUGGCCCACCUGAAGGCGGCAAUGCUGACUGUCUCGACGCGCUACAUGACUGUCGCCCACCGCGGCCGCGAGUUCCCCGUCAUCGUCCCGGUGGUUGACAUGGCCAACCACCACACCACAUGCGCCAACUGGUACGAGUUCCGCCCCUGCAACGCGUCUUUGCUGCCCUGGCCGCGCGUCAACUGGGACCUCGAUGCACUCGCGGCCGAGGCCGGCAGCGUCGAGAAAGAUGAGCUGUGCGCCUAUUGGAUGGCCGCGGCGGAGAUCACGGCGGGAGAAGAGGCGUGCCUCAGCUACGGGUACCUCACGCCAGAUCUGGCCUUGCUGCAGUAUGGCUUCAUCCUGCCAGAUGACCCGCCGCAGCUCUCCCACAUGGACGAGCCCGGCUUUGCACAUGACAUGAAGGCAGGCCGCACCCACUCCGCGCCGCCGCGGCCGUUUGCGGGGAGCGCUUCCGAGGUGGAGCGAGAGGUCGUGCGGGUCGAAUCGCUCGCAGCCGCCCUGGAACGCUCCCAAGGCGCGGCCGCAGCGACGCCCCACGCGCCGACGGACCCGGACGGUUCCGCCCUGGCGAGCCUCCUGCAGCUGCGGUCGCAGCGCGUCGCGUCACUGAGGGCGGAGGCCGCACGGCUGAGGCAGCAGCUGGAGGCGACGGCUGCGGCCGCGGCGGCGGCUGGGGGCGGAGGGCACGCGGUUGCUGAGGAAGCCGUGGCGAUCAGCGGCCAGGGGUUGGCUACAAAGUCUGAGCUGUGA